CCCGAGCUGGCAGUGGCCGGGCCCCCCCUUCCGCGGGUGUCGCUCUCCUCGCCUGGCUCCGCUUCGCCGCUCGCCGGGAGAGGGACGGGGAUCGCCUCGGAGGCCAGCCCUCCCCACGCGGCCGCCGGACGCGCCUCCUCCGGCCGGCCGACGCCCAGGCGCCCCAGCGGCGGCCCCUCGCCGGCAGCCGGUGCGGGAGGGCGAUGCGUUUGGAGGCCGCCGGCGCGGGAGAAGCGCCCUCAGGCGGGGACGAGCGCGGGGACUCGCAGAACUGGCCCUGGAAGAAGCUGAAGAGCACGGUGCAGUGGUCGCCCUGCGUGGUCUCCAUCCGGAAGUGCUACUCCUGGGUUCAGCUGGCCGGCCACGCAGGCAACUUCAAGGCUGGGGAUUUGGGCCACGUCUUGAAGAGACACUGCUCCAACGAGCAGCAGUGCCUGGAGUGCCUGGGAGGCGAUGCGUUGCAGCCCUAUGUCCCAGCAUAUUAUGGGAUGGUGGAGCACGAUGGGGAGCCCUACAUCCAGAUGGAAGACCUGCUGGCCGGCUUCGAGAACCCUUCCAUCAUGGACUGCAAAAUGGGCACCCGGACAUACCUGGAGGAGGAGCUGGAGAAGGCCAGGCAGCAGCCCUGUCUGCGCCACGACAUGUAUGACAAAAUGAUGGCACUGGACCCUUCCGCCCCCACGCCAGAGGAACACGCCCAGCGUGGCGUGCUGAAGCCCCGCUACAUGCAAUGGCGGGAGUCGCUCAGCUCGACCAGCACGCUUGGGUUCCGCAUCGAGGGCAUCAAGAGGGCCAGUGGCACCUGCAGCACCAGCUUUAAGAAGACCCGGCAACCUAAGCAGGUCGCGGAAGCCUUCUGGGAUUUCCUGGACAGGGACAAACACCUUUUGAACAGCUACCUGGACCAGCUGCGGGAGGUGAGAGCAGCGCUGGCUCAGUCGGAGUUCUUCAAGGCACAUGAGGUUGUGGGCAGUUCCCUCCUUUUCGUGCAUGACAAAACAGGGCUUGCCCGAGUCUGGAUGAUUGACUUUGGCAAGACGGUGCCGCUGCCCGACAAACAGACCCUGACCCAUCGGCUGCCCUGGGUGGAAGGCAACCGUGAGGAUGGAUACUUGUGGGGCUUGGAAAACCUCAUGACAAUCAUGCAGAACAUGCUGGAGAAGCCAGACAGCGUCCUGGACACAAGCCCGACAUAACCAGAGGAGCAACGUGCUGCAGCUUAGUUCCAGCAACUCUUAGUCUCAGGCAGAGGUGCUAAGAAACCCCAGGAAUGUCUAGGGCUGGACAGCAGCUCCCCAGAAACCUGGCAGCAGCAUUCUGAAUGCCCAGCAGUCAAUCUUUAUAGGUGUGCGGAAGGCCAGAGGUCCCCAGGACAGAGUUGGAGUCCUGAGGUGUUUCUUAGAAGCUGCAAUCCCACGUACGGAGUGCCCUGUAGGGAGCAAAGCUAGUUUUUGAACAAGCAGAAGGGGCAGACUUAAGAGUACCAAUGGCAAAAUGUCUUAAGAGAAGGGGGGGUGCUUCUUAAGCACCCAUCAAUCAAAUCAGCUAGAUGCAAGGACCCCAGGUGGAGUUGCUGUUCUCCACGUGAGCAGCACCGAGAAGUCUCUGCAAAACAUCUUUGUGUGGCUCAGGCAUCGAGUUUUAUGGUGCAGAGCCCUCCUGGUCAUCCUCCCGUGCUUGAAAAAGGAGCUCGGCUGAAGAACUUCCAGGUCACGUGCUGAAUGUAAGCAUGUAUAGAAACAUGAUGGAAAAGGUUCCUUUUAACCUUCCUUCCAACCUGAAUGCUGAGCCGCCCUAAGACAGGUUCUGUCUCUGCACUGGUGACUUGGACUACAAAGGAGGAUUGCUAGGAAGGCACUUCUUUAUUGGUUCCCCUUUAUUAAGCAAUCUAAAGGACACCUAGAAUGGCAAUCCUGACUGGGGUGGCCUGUAUGUUUGAUUAAAUAAAUGAAUACGUUCAAGCGA
Molecule: messenger RNA, 1965 nt
Organism: Crotalus tigris (Tiger rattlesnake)
Lineage: Eukaryota; Metazoa; Chordata; Lepidosauria; Squamata; Viperidae
Gene: ITPKC
Product: inositol-trisphosphate 3-kinase C
Exons: 7
Coding region: 204-1196 (330 amino acids)
Biological process (GO): inositol phosphate biosynthetic process
Cellular component (GO): cytoplasm; nucleus
Molecular function (GO): inositol tetrakisphosphate kinase activity; inositol-1,4,5-trisphosphate 3-kinase activity
Source: RefSeq, a predicted model, not a curated record